Molecule: messenger RNA, 1197 nt
Organism: Aspergillus alliaceus
Lineage: Eukaryota; Fungi; Ascomycota; Eurotiomycetes; Eurotiales; Aspergillaceae
Exons: 3
Coding region: 1-1197 (398 amino acids)
Source: RefSeq, a predicted model, not a curated record
AUGGCGGCGAGUCAGAAGCUUAUCACUGCUCUGAGGACUGUUUGGGACAGCAACAAGAUUGCCGACCUGGAAAGGCGACUGGAUCGAUAUCAGAGGCUCCUUUUGCUUCACCUUUUUCCAGUUCUGAGUCGUACUGACAAGCUUCGCUAUAGUAGUCAACAGUCCUGCUUGGAAGAAAUCGCCAUGGGUUUGAGGCAGGAUAGCCUUAAUCUUAGGCUUGAUCAGAAUCCCAAGCUCGACGCGAUAUGGAGUACGCUGAAGGAGAUACGUUCCACAGCGGACAACCUGCAUGAUGCGAUUUCAGCGAGCCAGUCGAGCUUUAUGGGACCGUCAAGGGGAGAAAGAUCGUCGGCAGCGUUUCGUGACGUUUUCAACAAUAGUCAAUCUGCAUUGUUUAGUGUAGAUCAAGUUGACACUCUCUCCGAGGGAAUUGCAAAACUCUCUUGUGCCGAGCAGGAACUGGGACACCUUGCCAGCGAGCAGGCUGUAUUGAAAAGUCUCAACUUCCCUUCUCGCCCGGUGCGCAAUGAAAAUAUUCCACUUGCUCAUAAGAAAACAUUCUUGUGGACUAUCACUUCGCCCGAAGGGAUGAAAGAAGAUCCCGAUGAACAGCUGCGAGUCUGGUUGAGGAGCGGCGACGGAAUCAUUUGGGUGUCUGGAAAAGCGGGCUCCGGAAAGUCAACUCUCAUGAAGUUCCUUGCCGACCACAAUCUGACCAGGUCCUUGCUUGGAGAAUGGGCUGAGCAGGCGGAUCUGGUGAUUGCGGCGCAUUAUUUCUGGAGCGUCUUUCGCAAAUGCCCCGGACUGAUCCCACAUGUGUGUCAUCAUCGUUGGACACAGACGAAGCUUAUAUGGGAGGAGAGUACUGAAUGGUCGACCUCCGAGUUACGUGGCACGUUGAAAGCUCUCUCAGAGCGGGCAGAUCUGCCAACUCGGCACUGUUUCUUCAUAGACGGCCUUGAUGAAUUUGAUGGAGACCACUCCGAGCUCUGUGAAAUACUCAGCGACCUAUCUCAGUCCCCGAAUAUCAAGCUGUGUCUUUCCAGUCGACCGUGGAACAUCUUCGUUGAUAUGUUUAGCAAUGAUCCCUUGCGGAAGAUCUGUAUGGAAGACCUGACACGGAACGACAUAUUACGAUUCACAGAGAGUCAUUUGACGAGCCACCCCGUUGAAAUCUCUGCCAGUUUCCACAGAUAG